AUGUGUCUAAACUCGCCACCGAAGACCAGUGAGGCUCCUGCCAUUACUCUCAGCGCAGAACGUCGUGGCGCUGUUGGGGUGCUUGAUCGCAUGAAGCGCAUGCUAGCCAGGGGAGAACUCAGUGACUUGCAGUUCGUCGUGGGACGCCGAUUUGGUACUGAGAAAACGUUCCCCGCGCACAAGAAUAUUGUGUGCAACAGCAGCGAUGUGUUCAACGCGAUGAUUUGUAACGGUGUGGCUGAAUGUUGCCCUUUGGUUAUUCACUUUCCUGACAUUCCUUCAGAAGCCUUCGCCAAUCUGCUGAGUUAUGUGUAUACUAAUUCGGUGGAGGGCAUCAACGAAGAAAACGUCUUCCCAACACUGCACUGCGCUGACAAAUUCGGGUUUUCCUUAUUGGGGGAUAUUUGCUGUGAAUACAUUAUCAAGCAUGUGAAUGCGGAUACCUGCCUCACCACGCUAGAAAAGGCCAGCCGUUGGAGUCCUGACCACGCUAAGAUUGUGGAGAAGUGCUUGGAGAUCGUGGACACUUUUAGUAACGAAAUUCUACGGUCGAAGCAGUUCAGCAGCAUUGGACACGACAGUCUGCAGAUGAUUCUGCAGCGUGCAUCUCUUUCCGCAAAAGAAAAUAUUGUAUACACGGCAGUGAACAGGUGGGCGCUGCAGAAUUGUGAGGAACGCAACUUGGAACCGUCCGCUGCCAAUCGGCGCGAAGUGCUGGGUGCGGCGCUCUUUCUCGUCCGUUUCCCGCUCUUGACGGAUGCUCAACUGGCCGCUGGACCGAUCCAGAGUGGACUACUGCUGCCCACCGAGCUGCGUGAUAUCUUCCUGCACAAGCACGCCCCGGAAAAGCUAACAUUGCCCUUCUCGACGGAGCCGCGCGGCUACAGGUCCAACACCACAUCGGGCAAGACGUUUACGAAACUCCAGAAGGGGACUGUGACCAAAGCUGCAGCGGUGACUGGUACUCAUGGGAAAUUACCGGUACCGGCGUCGCAUCAUGAGCGCAUGCUGGCGCUGGCAAAAUUGGCUAAUAGGCUGUCCAGCGAUGCCGACAGUAGCACAGCUAAUACAGCUGCUGCGGCGAAUAUUAAUCACCCCGCAGAGCCGUACUAUGGAGACACGGUAUACAACCCGAGCCCCGUCAGAUUGAAGGUCGUGUACGGGCGGGACGGAAUGGAAGACACGACCACCCACGGACUGUUCAAAUAA
Paramacrobiotus metropolitanus is the source of this 1209-nucleotide messenger RNA. Its product is annotated as BTB/POZ domain-containing protein 1-like. NCBI's taxonomy places the organism in Eukaryota, Metazoa, Tardigrada, Eutardigrada, Parachela, Macrobiotidae. The coding region runs from base 1 to 1209 and encodes 402 amino acids. The record is from RefSeq and is a predicted model, not a curated record. The transcript has 7 exons. Gene Ontology annotation, molecular function: protein binding.